GGGCGGAUGGGACGCGCCCCGCUCUGUAUGCACGCGCGUCGCCGCCCCGGCUGCCGGUCUCUGCGGAAGGCGGCGGGAGAAGCGGAGCCCGGGAAGCGGGCGCGAGAUCCCCGAGCACGUCGGCUCGGCUAGGAGGCCGCGGACAUGUGCAGGAUGUCCUUCAAGAAGGAAACUCCGCUGGCCAACGCCGCCUUCUGGGCAGCACGGAGAGGAAACCUGGCACUGCUGAAACUGCUGCUGAACAGCGGCCGGGUGGAUGUGGACUGCAGAGACAGUCAUGGCACCACCCUCCUCAUGGUCGCCUCCUAUGCUGGCCACAUAGACUGCGUGAAGGAACUGGUUCUGCAAGGAGCAGACAUCAACCUCCAGAGAGAGUCAGGUACAACUGCCCUGUUCUUUGCUGCCCAGCAAGGCCAUAACGAUGUUGUGAGAUUUCUCUUUGGAUUUGGAGCAUCCACUGAAUUCAGGACAAAAGAUGGAGGCACAGCCCUGUUGGCUGCCAGUCAAUACGGGCACAUGCAGGUGGUGGAGACCUUGUUGAAGCAUGGAGCCAAUAUUCAUGACCAACUUUAUGAUGGAGCCACGGCCCUGUUCCUUGCUGCCCAAGGUGGUUACUUGGAUGUGAUCCGAUUAUUGCUGUCUUCCGGAGCUAAAGUCAACCAGCCAAGGCAGGACGGCACUGCACCCCUGUGGAUUGCAUCCCAAAUGGGCCACAGCGAGGUGGUACGUGUGAUGUUGCUACGCGGGGCUGACCGGGAUGCAACACGCAACGACGGUACAACAGCACUGUUGAAAGCAGCCAACAAAGGGUACAAUGACGUCAUAGAAGAAUUGCUGAAGUUCUCGCCUACUCUCGGUAUUUUGAAGAACGGGACAUCGGCACUCCAUGCGGCUGUGCUCAGUGGGAAUAUUAAAACAGUUGCACUGCUCCUGGACGCCGGGGCGGACCCAUCGCUGAGAAACAAGGCCAAUGAACUCCCCGCAGAACUAACCAAAAAUGAACGCAUAUUACGUCUCCUGCGAAGUAAAGAAGGACACAGGAAGAGCUAACAUGGUGCCAUAUGUGAGGGAAACCUCAACCACACGGUCCCACAAGAAGUUCCUUUUCAAAGAGUGAUUCUUUUAAAGAAUACAAGACUAAACAAAAAAUGCCCACCCUGUGGGUCCCUGGCCAAGAAAAGCUGUGCUUUGGGCAUUGGUCAAGAGUGGAACAAUUUAGGGUUCCAUUCCCCUCUCUGAAUGUGAGCUUCUUAGACACUCCUCUGGGAGUGUCUCUUGGGAUGGUGGGGAGGCUGGCAUAUUCCUGGACCCAUCGAUACUUCUUUUCAGUUACACUCAUUUGGGUCUCUGGGUUAAAUUCUGAGCUGGACAAGAUUUGGGGUCCUAGGCAAGGAGGCAGAAAGCUUGGCCUGAAAGCUUGGCCUUGGGUAAGUUGAUGCACUUCCGCUUUGUAUUACAUGGGUAUUCUGCAGACGUAAAGGUCUACCCUACACAACAUAAAUUGAUGUAUGUUACUCUGGAGAAUGUUUUCUGCUCCCCUAGACCAGAAGUCACAAUCAGAGUGAGUCAGUGAUGUGUAAACACACGCUAGUAAAAAGCUAUUUUGGACAUUUCACCAUGUGCCAAUCAAAAGAUAGACUUUUGAACUAUAGAAAAAGACAAACUCUGCAUUUGUUGUUAUUUGAUCUUCACCACAUUCCUGACACAUAAAAAAAAUCAAUUAGAAUCAAUAUUAUAGGUAUAUUAGGAUACCAGUGGCAAAUUUGGAAAUU
Ochotona princeps (American pika) is the source of this 1772-nucleotide messenger RNA. RefSeq names its product ankyrin repeat domain 29 (gene ANKRD29). Gene Ontology annotation, molecular function: protein binding; RNA binding; RNA nuclease activity. The record is from RefSeq and is a predicted model, not a curated record. The transcript has 10 exons. NCBI's taxonomy places the organism in Eukaryota, Metazoa, Chordata, Mammalia, Lagomorpha, Ochotonidae. Gene Ontology annotation, biological process: protein localization to ciliary inversin compartment; RNA processing. Bases 145 to 1050 code for a protein of 301 amino acids. Gene Ontology annotation, cellular component: ciliary inversin compartment.